UUUCCUCAUAUAUAGCGGUUCCCGUAUCCGAUCCGUAUACUACGAAGGUUCUGCAAAAGUGAAAUAUAAGAUUUUGUGAACGUGUUAAAUAUUUUCAAACCGAUCAUGUCGGUCUUAUCCGACAUUUGGGACUUGAAGUUCUACCUGCUAGCUGGGGCGAUUGGCGCAAUUUACUUGUACGUCAAGUUGGUGAUUUUCAAGUAUUUUGAUAGGAGAGGCAUUCCGUAUGAAAGACCCACGUUUCCUUUUGGAAAUGUCAGUGGAGUAUUUCGAGGAAAAAUGUCAAUAGGGGAAGCGUGCGCGGAGUUGUACAAGAAGCAUCGACAAUCCCCGUACUUUGGCAUGUUUAUAUCAAUUAAUCCAGCCUUGGUGAUCAAUGAUCCUGAGAUCAUUCGUCACGUCCUGACGAAGGACUUUUCCCAUUUCCACGACAGAGGAAUAUAUGUGGAUGAGAAAGUUGAUCCACUUUCCGGACAUCUGUUUGGCCUUUCCGGUGAAACGUGGAAGAAUUUGCGCACCAAAUUGACACCGACUUUUACGUCUGGCAAAAUCAAGCAAAUGUUUCCCAUUGUGAACCAAUGCGGCGUGGAACUUGGCGAUUGCGUCGAGAAGGUUUUGAAAAUUGACGAAACUGUGGAAAUUAAGGAUAUCGUGGCGAGAUAUACCACUGACGUCAUAUCGAACGUGGCUUUCGGUUUGGAAACCAACAGCUUGAAGGAACCGAACAACGAAUUCCGAAGAUGUGGGCAAUUGGUAUUCGCAUCUAGACCAUUGAUGUCUAUGUUAUCUUUUUUUAUGCCGAGUCUUUUGCGCAUAUUGAAGAUGUCAGUUACGGACAUACGAGUUAUCAAUUUUUUCACAAAAGUAUUUAGUGAUACAGUCAAUUACAGGAAGCAAAAUAACAUUAAGCGGCACGACAUGUUGAACAUGCUGAUGCAGUUGAUGGACAAAGGAUACGUUGAAACUGACGACGCGAACGAAAUUCCCAAAGGGAAAGUUUGAUACAGCAGUAAACGAUAGCAAGAAGCUGGAAAUGACGGAAGCUACGGCCCAGGCCUUUGUCUUCUUUAUAGCUGGUUUUGAGACUUCCUCGUCUACCGUGACGUACUGCAUUUUCGAAAUGGCCUGUCACCCAGAG
Cephus cinctus (wheat stem sawfly) is the source of this 1138-nucleotide messenger RNA. RefSeq names its product probable cytochrome P450 6d5. Gene Ontology annotation, molecular function: iron ion binding; monooxygenase activity; oxidoreductase activity, acting on paired donors, with incorporation or reduction of molecular oxygen. Lineage: Eukaryota; Metazoa; Arthropoda; Insecta; Hymenoptera; Cephidae. The transcript is spliced from 5 exons. The coding region runs from base 106 to 1002 and encodes 298 amino acids. The record is from RefSeq and is a predicted model, not a curated record.